Molecule: messenger RNA, 6067 nt
Organism: Chionomys nivalis (European snow vole)
Lineage: Eukaryota; Metazoa; Chordata; Mammalia; Rodentia; Cricetidae
Gene: C4H11orf87
Product: chromosome 4 C11orf87 homolog
Exons: 2
Coding region: 556-1458 (300 amino acids)
Source: RefSeq, a predicted model, not a curated record
UUUCUAGAAGAUGUAUGCAUUUAACUUAAAAAGCUAAUGCAUCAAGCACUUGGACAAAAAUUAGAGUCAGUGAAGGAAGACUUGUCAAGUAGCACACACAAUGCUGAGAACGUUUACAGGUCAUAGGUUUUCUACCUUCCUCUUUCUAACUUCCCCUUUCAGCCUCCUAAGCCCAUGCAUGCUUUGUGUGUUCACAAGGUGAGAUCCUCAAAAGAGAAGGGGUGUUCAAUACACCGAAUGGAGCCUGGGCCGGGAGAUGGACUGUGAGGAAGAUAUCCAAAAGCAGAUGGAAUGACAUACUUUGGUGACUGAUGGAGACAACGGGGUCUCUGAUGUACAUUUAGGUCCCCCGCUUCGGAUUCUGCCACAGUUGUGUUGACAAAUGUCCUUGUCAUCUCUCUAGUACAGGCAGUUUAUUGCUUAGGAUUAGAGGCCUUAAAAAAAAAAAAAAAGGAUUUGGGAGUAGCAAGAACUCUGAUCAGUCAACAGGAAGAAAGUGUGCCCCCAGGGGACAAGGUUCUCCUGAGGCAAAAUGUACCUGGAGACCGGUGGAGGAUGAAGCUCAGAGCAAUGGAAGAAGCAAAGCUUGCUUCUUUCCCAGACCAAGGAGUGCUAGUGCAGAAGCACGGUGCCUGGGGAAAGGAAACUGGGCGCUUGGAGACAAGAUCAAGGAGGACCGGAGACAAUCUCCCUGGGGCCACUAGCUCUGGCCAGCUUGCCUGCCGGCAGUCGCUCCCUCAGUCCCUCCAGCGCCAGGGAGCAGUUGGGGUGGCGUGGGCUCUUGUCCUCGUCUUGGCUGGUGGGAACCGUGUGUACAACAGAGGAAGCCUGGUGGGUCUGUCCCCUCUCAGCCCAGCGCCGAUGAGUGCCAGGGCGCCGAAAGAGCUGAGGCUGGCACUGCCGCCUUGUCUCCUCAAUCGGACCUUUGCUUCCCACAACGCUAGUGGAGGCAGCAACGCAGGUGUCCGCAGCUCAGGCGCAGGUGGUGGCACCUGCAUCACGCAGGUGGGACAGCAGCUCUUCCAGUCUUUCUCGUCCACGCUGGUGCUGAUUGUCCUGGUCACUCUCAUCUUCUGCCUCAUCGUGCUGUCCCUCUCCACUUUCCACAUCCACAAGCGUAGGAUGAAGAAGCGGAAGAUGCAGAGGGCUCAGGAGGAAUACGAGAGAGAUCAUUGCAGCGGCAGCCACGGUGGUGGUGGGCUGCCCCGGGCAGGUGUUCAAGCUCAAGCUCCGAUCCAUGGAAAAGAAACCCGGCUGGAGAGACAGCCCCGGGACUCCGCCUUUGGCGCUCCCUCCAAUGCCACCUUUUCCUCCUCUUCAACCCCUGGUCUCCUGUGCCAGGGUCCCUGUGCUCCUCCGCCUCCACCGCCAGCCCCCAGUCCACACGGAGCACACGCAGCUUCCUCCUGCUUGGACACAGCUGGCGAGGGCCUUUUGCAAACGGUGGUACUGUCCUGAUUGUGUAGCCCUCUCCUUACCCCUUCCUCGUUUCCAGCAUCUUUGCCAUCCUCGCUUUUGGUCCUCCUUUCUUCCUUUUCCAUUCUCCUCUGACCCCUCUUUCCUCUGCCCUCUUUCCUUACCUGCCCACCCUUUUACUGUUUCUCCUCCGCCGAGGCACUGUGCGGUAUUUGUAAAUAUUGGGCAAGGAAAGUCUCAGAGGAAGAAAUAACGCUGAUAAUACUUUAUUGAUAUUUAUAGUAAUUAUUACACUAUUAUUAACACAGUCCAAGCGCAUGACAAAUCACAUAACUUCUCAUUGUUAACGAUGGCUGCAUCUUCCCUUUCCACCCCGUGUCCCCCUCAGUAAAGAGGAGAAACCGCACAAGCUACCAAAUAUAUAAAAGGUGUUAACAUAGGAGGGGAGGGGGCCGGUGAUGUUGUAUAUAGCUGUCAAGUGAAGGUUUAGUCGCCUUUCUGCCCCUCCCCCAUGGGCCUUCUUUCACGGUUCCUUUAGCUUCUCUCCCCUCCCUUUCCCUCACCUUUAGCCGGGCUCAGGCGUUAGUAUAUUAUAAAGGAAACAUCUACAUUAAGCACCAGAGACCACAGAGAAUGUCCCAGAAAAACGUUUAGGACAGGUAACCCCUUUCUAGUCAGUCAUCUUUUCACUUUUUGGUUCCCCUGGGCAGAGUUUUUGAGUUUACUUUUAGAAAUAUCUCUCGCUGGCCGAGCGCAAAAAAGCAAAACCCACAGUAUCCGCUUUUGCCCCUUCCAUCCUCCUCCGCCCUCCCCACUUGCACACUUGACUGGUGGCAGCUUUCUGUUUUUGUUCUGUUUUAGCCUCAGAGACAUCGGGAGCUGUCCAGCUAUGUCUGGUGCUGAAUAUGUCUCGCCUUCCUGAUUACUUCCUCUGGUUGUGCAGGCCAAAGAAGGAGCUAUUUUGGAAAGUGAUUGUCUUGGUUUCGAUUGGUUUCUUUCUUCUUUUUCUACAAUUGGAUUAGCGUGUACUAUUGUUUUGCUUAUUACUGAACAUUGCAUAAGUUACCUUUAUGUAAAAAAAAAAAAAGUAUUAGGUAAUGUGCCGUUCUGGAAAUGCAGUAUCUAACCAACCAAUAUGUUUCUGUUUUAUUUUUAGAAUAAGUGCACCUUUGUUAUAUACUUAUUAUAUUGGUACCAAAUACAGAAGAAAACUAUAGUUCUGUGAUAUGUCCUCCGAACUGUAUAUUCCUGUUCUAACUUUCCAGCUGUUGAUAUAAUGGUUGCCACUGGCUAAGGAAGUCAGUGGUGCAGGCCUGGCUUCUGUUUCCGGAAGUGUUCUUUUGUAUUUUACUCUGUAGUAGACUAUUAUAAAAAAAGAUGACACCCACGUUUCCCUUUUUCUUUUGUGAAUAGCAGAAACAGCCACAACAGAAAACAAACAAUGGGUGCGCAGGAAUGCCAUCUAUUAAAUCAUGGUUAAUAUUUCAACAGUGCCUGUGGUUCCCUGCAUGCAGUUACCACCUGGAGGCAGUGGUGUGUGUGCUUGCUUGUACUGUAUGUGUCUGGGGGAAAGACUGCUGGAGAUGUUGGGCAAUUUGGAUGACAGGACAUGCAGAUUUCCAAGUUAAAUCAGUGAAUGCUUACAAGAUAAAACAUGUCUACAGCUUGUCUAGUUACAACUCUGUGCCUGCAUCUGAUAAACAGCAACGGAGGAGGAUCUUUCUUCUUUUCUAAGUCUGGCUUAAUUGGCCCCCCAGAACAAAUAGAGAAUAUUGAGGAAAAAAUAGAGUGAGAGAGAAGAUAAUUCUUUUGUCCUCUCUUCAAACAUCAGGAUAAACUCAUCUAUGCUAGACUCUGCUGCUGGGUGUUUGGCAGGGGGACCCCACACAUAUUCCUCUCCUGAGCCACUAGUUGCCCUCAGUUCUCUGUCUUGUUUCAAGUUGUAUGUGCUUAUUAUCCAGAGAAACUAUUGCCUCUAAUGUUUUUGGUUAUUAUAAACUUUCCCAGGCUCAGACUGUAUCUUUAUAAGUUAUUAAGGUUGAUUUUAGUCACCUACCAGAUAUCAUCCAAAUCCUUCUCUGAAGCACAGGCCAUCAUUUAAGCAUGCCACAUUGUACCAUUAGGAAGACCAGGCCUAAUCUCUGGAUACAAUAUAUUAAACAAUGAACAAGAUUCUCUCCGGUGCCUUAGUCACUUCCUAGUAACAGGUCAGAGUGCAUUCACUCCCUCAGACGACCAAGGAGCCCAUCAGUGGAACUCUACGUUAGCUACAGUGAGCUCUACAUUGGACAUCAGACUAAGGCACUGUGAAAGAGAAUGUACAGUAAUCUCUUUAACUUGCCCUAAUCCAACCAUAACUCUUAACACCUUCUUACAGAAUGGGUCUUGAAUGUGAAAUCCAAAUAGAAUCAGGAACCCAGAAAGAAGGAACGUCCUCAUUUCAAUGAGCUCCACUUAAGUGCACAGAUCUUACUUUCUUCCCAUUAUUUGGUGCACUGUUUAUUUUACAGUAAAUAAUUUCCCAUUUUAUUAAAGCAAUAAGAUAUUCUGUUUUGAGUAGUGCUAGAUGCUGAUUCCACUUCCUUGGUGCUGAAGCGACUCAUGUGUUCCUGCCUUAUGAAUCACAGUGCAUUCAAGGCAUGCAAUAAUAAUCCCCUUCCAAGAAGCAGCCUGUACACCCUAGGGGGCAAUGUCCUAUAUACUUUUCCAAAAGAAAUAGAGGGAGCAAGAAAUAAGCUAAUUAUGUGUAUUUUAAAAAAGUCUUGAUACCUCUAACCAUAAGCACACAUCUGUAAUGUGCUAUUUAUUGUGCACCUUUAAGUGUUUAUGCCUUUCCCCAUCAAUUGACUAGGGUUUAAUAUUUUGAUAGUGUCCUGUGUAAAGAUGAUGCAGCUUGUUAAUUACAUUUCAUACUGAAUUUAAUACGCUGUGAACCUGGUGGUGUCACAAGAUUUCUGUGAGCUAGAAUGAGAAUUACAUGAAAUUCUAGUAGAUCAGGUCCCACACCAAAUUAUUGCAAUAAACAUAUAACAAUGCAAAUUUCUAUAGACUCUGUUUAGAUUGCUACUUAGUGAACUCAGCUGACCCAUAUAACAUUCAAGAUUUCAUUUUUAUGAGACAAAUGGCAAUAUGGAAAUAGCUAAAUUUACUCUAAGGAUUUUAUUUACUGAUGUCCAGUCAAACUAAUUGCUUCAACCCUCUAUAGCUACAGCUCAACUCCUGCACUUGCUAUUCAGUAUUAAUAAGGUAGCAUGCUUGAUUCUUACUGUUUUAAAAAAUGAGAAAAUAAGGGAGAGAAUGCCAAUGUGUCAAUUGUAUGGGACUCUGACUCUUGAAGAUGUAGAUGGAUACAAUCUUUAGAAUUUAUAUACACCCAUAGAUAUGUAUUUAUAUAUGCAUACAUUUUGUACAAAUUUACAAUGGACUUUUGUAUUCUCUUUUCUGUCAUUAUAAGUAUGAGAUCGAAACCAAAUAGUUGUUCCAUCGUCUGAUCCAGAGAGGAUCUGAGAAGUCAGGUAAAUGCAUGUACUUGUUUCUUUGGGGUCAAAUCGGAAUGACUUUCUCUUUAUUUAAUGGAAGGGAAGAGUCUUCCUCAGCUUGGGAAACUGGUAAUUAGAUAAGCUUCCUUUCCUAUAUUAGUGACUCAAAUGUAGCAACGAUAAUGAAGUUAUGACCACAUCAAUGUGGUCCAGCUAUCUAGGUGGAAUAAAAAGGUCUAUCUAAAAGAGCUUUGGAGCCAUCUAGACCACAAUCAUGGAUUGCAAUUUGAAUUUUUUGUUUUUUCAACAUAUAUGUUGUAUAAAACAUAACAUAUAUCUGCUUAUUUGUAGGUAAAAUAAAAAUAUAACUCUUAUUUGUUUAAUUUGACAAGUAACUGUUUUGAAAAUAUGGACAACUUAGCUUUAAAUGUUACUUUGGCAUUUACUUUUACUCCCUUUUUAUCUGUAUCCAUUGAACUGAUUAGAUAAUGACUAAAACUUUUUUUUUCAAUGAUAGGUAUAAGCUUUAUGUGCUUUUCUAUGAAUAAUGGCUGAGAAAUUACUAAUGGAUAUUAUUUGAGAGUUACGGGCUAAAUUAAAACCAGAAACUUUAAUGUGGCUUCUAAAACCUACUCCCUAGUGAUUCUAGGCUUCAAAUCUGAAAAGCCACUUGUUCGUAUUUGAAGGCAGAGGUUGUGGCUUGCAGAUGUUACAGUUCAUGUCAGAACGAAUUGCCCCAUCUACACAAGAAGAUACUUCCUCUCUAGGAUGAAUAUAAAUCCAAUUCUGGUUUGUUUUUCUUUCCCUUAUUUGGUAACAUUUGAGAAGCAGAUAUUACGGCUUGGCAUCAAUGUUUGUCAUUACCACCAACCCGAUGGCACUAUUGGUGCCAUGUAGGAAUGCUUAGUGGAGAAAAAGAAAACGGACUUAGCUUUAAUUGGGGGACAAUACAUCACUCAAGUUGUUUUACCUAUUUGAGGCAGGAUAUUUCGCCGAGAUGCAUGGUUCACAGGACUGCUGUUAUAGAGAGGCUAACAACAGUGACAGCACCCAUAGAAAAAGUGAUUUUUGAACUUGAGUAUAUCCAAUAGAUAGAAUAAAACAGGUACUAGAAUUCAUGAAAAAUUUGUUCUGCUUUUAUAUCAAUAAAAGAGUUUUCUUGUUAAUUGGUA